Molecule: messenger RNA, 3155 nt
Organism: Physcomitrium patens
Lineage: Eukaryota; Viridiplantae; Streptophyta; Bryopsida; Funariales; Funariaceae
Biological process (GO): positive regulation of DNA-templated transcription
Cellular component (GO): nucleus
Molecular function (GO): DNA-binding transcription factor activity; DNA binding
Source: RefSeq, a predicted model, not a curated record
CCAGCUACUUCUCCUCCAUGCUCGCGGCUCUCUCUUCUCCUUCUCCCUCUUCCUCGUCUAGUGCAUUGCAUUCUGCCUCCCCCGCUGCUGCCGUAGCACUUUGUCGCUAGAUCUCGGGUCAUUGCGAAGAUGAAGGACAACAAUGUGUGGUGUCUUUCAAGUGUCCGUAGCGAAUGAGCGUCAGUUGUGCCGAUUCCGGCAAGACAUAGACUAAGGUUGGUCUUCGCUUGCUCACUGAUAAGUCUCGGAAAGGUGGUGCCGUUGCGUGGUUGCAUGCAGCUCCUUUGCGACUGAAUAGAGCAGGCCAUUUAGGGAUUGGUUUCGGUUCCUCGCGGAUUUCUUGAUCGCAGAUCCCAGCUGGGAAGUGAUCGCUACGAUAAUGUGGUAGAGAUCUGCGAGAGGACGGGGUGGACAGGUCUAGCACGAUCCAGGAUUCGGGACGGAGACCACAUCAAUGUUGUAGCCAUGACCCUGCAUUGAGCAUUGUGAGGGGUGAAGACGGAAUGCGAUUACUUUUUUUUCAGUUCACUGGUAUUUUGGGAGCACUCGUAUCGAUUACUAUGGAAUUCAAAGAUGGGGUGGGGUUAUCGAUCAUAGUCGUAUUGCAUAUUGAAACAAAGCUUCAUAUCAUGUUGGCGGAUGUAAUCUGCACAAGGGAUCCCAUUAUGUUCACGUGUUUUUCAGCGCUAGCCAAAAUGUAGAUCUCAGAUCUUGGUUGUUCUUUGGAUCAACGAAGCGUGUACUGUAGGCUUUACUAGAACUUGGCCAUCAUGAACUCCAUUAUACUCUUUCAUGGAAAAAUGUACUGAAUAAGUCAGAAAGUCUUGUGGAGUUCUGAGGAGCAUUUAUUAGCUUCACAUUGAAUCUUGGUGAUGGUAUACAACAUUCAACAGCCUCUUUCGUUUCAAGGUUCAGUACUGCCGAACAUCAACAACUCGCCAACAUUUCCUCCUCUGAGUUAUGCUCUGGCUGUUGGACAUAUCAAGGGACAAGGCAAGACAUUCAAGUUAGUAGCUUGGGGUUGUCCUCGUGGCUACCUCAAAGAUUGCCUUGAUGGAGCGGCUGGCGCAGAUUUGAUGAGCUUUUGGGACUUAGUUUGCUGUCAGCCGCUCAAUGUUGUGUUUCAGGAGAAAAUGAUAUAGGUGCGAAUUUGUGAACCUAACGCGAACUGCUCAGAUACUCGGCACCACACUUAUAAGCCCUAAGCUACGUAAUCCGUGUUAGAUGUUGCCGCACGGUGAAUAACUAGUCGACCAGUUUACAUACAGAAGGAUCUUGAGAUGGAACGACAACAUUGUCUUACUGAGGAUCUGCUUCGAAAAGAAAGCAUCAAAGUAAAGGCAUGGCUACUCAAGCUGGUCAAAUGGAGGGACGUGCUAUGGAUAGAGCAUUUCCCAUGAAUUCAUCUCACCUUCCACCGAAGAGCCCCGGUUCGUAUCCAAGCUUUGGAGUAAGCCCGGUGGAUUCAAGCGCUGCCGGCCGCACCAAUAUACCGAGUAGAGUUGGAAAUCAUAAGCGCACCCCGUCAGCUGGAUUCCCUCCCAAAUCACAACUUAAUUGGACGGAUGGAGUUGUGGAUGCUCCUGAAUCUAUCUCCUUAAAAAGAGGUGCACACCGACGAUCUGCUAGUGAAUCCAUGGCAUUUAUGGAUGGUACUAACUUUGCGAAGAUGGUAGAUGAUAACGUCACAGAAGAGGACCACGAAUCUAGAAGUGUAGCCUCAAUCCAUUCUGAAUGUGGUUCUCUUGACUUUGACAGGCUCGAUGAAGAUCAGCUUAUAUCCAUGUUUGAUGAUGAUGCCAAACUGCAUCGAAAACCACAGCACCAUCAGCAACUGUUCACUCGCAACGUCUCAGCAAACAAUCCAGGCGGUACCUCUGGCAGUGACACCUGGGCAUCAGAAAGAUCACAAACACCUCCCAGCACAAAGCAGAGCGAAUCUGCUACUCCAUCUGACAGCAACAGUGUGAGUGAUGUCUCAAAUGAGGAUCCAAAAGGAGGCUUCGGGAAGUAUAAGAGUGAACCUGAUGUCCAGAGCUCUGGAGAUCUCGAGGGCGGGACUCAAACACUAUCGAAGGGAGAAUUACAGCAAGCUCUGGCGGGUCUUGAUUCGAGUCUGGAUCCAAAACGUGCUAAAAGAAUACUGGCUAACCGACAGUCAGCUCAGCGUUCACGAGUUCGCAAGCUGCAGUAUAUUUCAGAACUCGAGAGAAGUGUCACUGCUUUACAGUCAGAAGUGUCCACCAUGGCUCCUCAAGUUGCUUUCUUUGAGCAUAGGAGAGCAGUUCUCAAUGUAGACAACAACACUAUCAAGCAGAAGAUGGCUGCCCUGGCGCAGGGUCAGCGCUUUAAGGAUGCACACAUCGAGGCACUGCAGAAAGAAGUUCAGAGACUUCGGCAACUUUAUCAACAGCAGCAAAUGCAACAACAGCAACAUUUGCAGCCGGGUUUAUCCACAUCUACCUACGAUCUUCAGCAUCAACAAUUCAGCAAUCUAGAAUUGGGUCAAGAUGAAUCAAGCUUAGCAGCCGUGCCGGACAUAUUUGCAAGCGCCUUGGGAAUAGGUUCCGAAACAAUGUCUUCUGGCAGCUUGUCACCCACUCAUUCUCGCAAACGGGCUCUUCCCCACAGCCUCAACACCAUGGUUGCUUCAAUAUGGUAAAUAAUUCUUUUCUAUGUAUCUCUUGAUACUGAACAUGUUCUUAUUUCCAGUCACUAAUUCUUUGAUAGGCAGUAACCAUUUUUUCAUCAAGAGCUAGACCACUUAUUCCCGGAGUUCGAGGUCGUCAAUCUUAUUCUUCAUGCAGAGAAAAUAAGAGGGCUCCAACCCUAAACUACAGCUGGUUCUUGUUCCGACAAUGGAAAGUGGCCAUAUAAAAUUCUUUCUAAGUCUUAGGACUAUCUUCCUCUCGAAUUCAAACGACACAUUGUCGCAAAUGGUGAUCUAGUGUUACCCACGCCAUCCACGCUCAUAUUAGACACAUGAUCUAAAGUGAACCAUUUUCUUGCAAAUUGCAAAAAAUUGGAAAAAAAUACUAGAGACGAUUCAACUAUUUCAAGAAUUUGGGAGUGGAAGCGCUUCCCUUGUAAGUUAUGUAGAAAUGCCCUCCUGUUUCAAUAAAAAGUUAUAUCCCAACUGACUGGCCUAUUCCUCA